Messenger RNA from Penicilliopsis zonata CBS 506.65, 1653 nucleotides. RefSeq lists its product as hypothetical. NCBI's taxonomy places the organism in Eukaryota, Fungi, Ascomycota, Eurotiomycetes, Eurotiales, Aspergillaceae. The transcript is spliced from 2 exons. Gene Ontology annotation, biological process: positive regulation of transcription by RNA polymerase II. Gene Ontology annotation, cellular component: nucleus. Bases 1 to 1653 code for a protein of 550 amino acids. Gene Ontology annotation, molecular function: zinc ion binding; DNA-binding transcription factor activity, RNA polymerase II-specific; transcription cis-regulatory region binding. The record is from RefSeq and is a predicted model, not a curated record.
AUGUCUGGGAUACAGACGACGGGGCCUCCCAAGCGCCCGAGGACACAGCCGAUCACUCGUGUUAGGACCGGCUGUUUUACCUGCAGACGCCGCAAAAAGCGCUGCGACGAGACGAAGCCAGUCUGCGGCGGAUGUGUUCGAAACAAGCUCAACUGCGAGUGGCCGGCCAGCGUCUGUGUCGACAGAGCGGCGACAUCGAGGCUUCGAGGCGUCUUUCAGGAUCGAUCGUCCCAGACAAUUGAACAGGUGCCGCAGUACGACUCGGCCAGCUCGCUCGUCCAAUCUUUCGGCGACAGUUCUUCAUCUGUCCGGAGCGAGGAGCUUUCGCCUCAUGGAACAACAGAGAAUUUCGUUUCAUCACCCACGCCCACGGGGCCCGAGGAACCUCCAUAUCAACUGCAGGAGUCUUCGUGUACCAGCCAGGAAUUGGAGGUUCGCACCAGAAGGCCGCCCGCGGAGGAAGAGGAGUGCAUCCCUCGCCAGCUGUCGUUGCUGCCAGGGUACGACGAAGAGUCUUUCCAGCUUCUAAACCACUAUCUAGCUACGACGGCGGACUGCAUGGCCAAUGGGUCAACACCGAUCAAUCCCUUCUUGGUCCAGAUCGUCCCACUGGCUUUUUCCAGUGAUCUUUUGCUCCAGCUCGUCUUGACACAGAGUGCCGCUCAUCGAGCCUUCCGGCGGCGAGACGAGUCGGACACAGUUGCACAAAACCAUUAUGGCAAAGCCUUGCAACGAUUCAGGAAAGGCGUCACCGAGUUCAUCGAGGGCAAAGAGUCAAAUUCUCUCUUGCUGACUGUAGGGGCGCUAUUAAUGUGCUUCACCGAGACAGCUAAAGGCGAUAUGAACGGCGCAAUUUUCGAUCAUCUCACAGCUGCAAACUCACUACUGCUGCGCCUCCUGUCGCAGAGUGACGCCGCUGUGCCGAAAGAUCUCAAAGAAUUCGUUAUCGAGUAUUACACAUACACGGCAUCAGUGAGCAUGAUCUCGAUUGAUGCUCGAGCAAGCCCUCAGCUGCUUCUUGAUCUGGACCUUGAACAACGGGCACGGGAACUCCUGACUCGGGAAUACGUUGGCAACCUCUGUGGGUGCUGGUUGGAACUUCUCCUCUUGGUUCCAUGCAUAUUUGAACUGGGUCGGCAGUGGAUGACGAGCGACGGGGUGCCCAAAAUGCCCACCGCCGAUGAUCUUGCCAUGUUUGCCUCCAUCCAAGGCCAAAUCUUGCGCUGGUCACCGUACCCGUCCGUCACGCCAGACGUGUUUCAAGCCGGUCGGAUCUUCCAGCAAGCCAUGCUCAUAUAUUUGUUUACGUCGCUGAACUGCUUCAACCGACUGGAAAAUGGGAUGCACCAGUCAAUGAUCGAUACUGCGACCAUAGCAGCUAUGUCUUACCUUGACCAGCUUUCUCCUACAGCUCGCAUCAACUCAGGACUGUGCUGGCCCAUCGCUGUGGUUGGGUCAUGCUUAAAUGACCCUAUGCAACAGGAAACCCUCAGGCAUCGACUAAAUGUCAUGGUGGAUACUUUUGGGCUAGGGAACAUGCAGAGGACGCUUCUCUUACUGGAACACAUGUGGGAAAUGCCCCGUAAUGAAUGCGGGCCGUGGAAUAUCUCCCUGGCAAUGCAACGAAAUCAAAUCUGGAUAUCAUUUGCAUGA